AUGGUCCUCGGCCUCGCCCUAAUGGGCGCCAUAGCCCCAGCAAUGAUAAACAUGGACCAGAGCUCUAAGAACCCUUCAGCCGGCCUCCAACAAGCCAAGCGCCAACGGGGCCAUCUCCUCGCAGAAUGUUACUCGAACGAAGAAACGCCGGAACAGCGAGACCAACUGCACGAUGCACGGGUAUAUCUCGAAGAUGGAAAGUUGUAUGUAACGAAACACCCAACUCCAACAAUGACCCCCUUCGACGGCCACUUCUACACGCACCCAGACUUCCCACCCGAUAAUUCCUCCGGACUGAUCACUUUAGGCGGGGAGACACCGCCUCUCGCUCGAUGGGUGUUUCUAGAUGCUGAGACGAAUGAGAUGCGCUAUGGAGGGAAAGGGGAUACACAGGGCCAUAUCUGUGGACCGUUUGAUCUGCUCGAUGUCGAGAGUGGAUAUGUCACGCUUGAACAACGGCAGAGAUGGCUGGCUGUAAAGUUGCCGGAGCAGCAAGCCCGAGAGCAAGAGGCGUUGGAGCUGGGGAUCUCGGAAUCUGAAGGUGGAGUGAGAAGGUCGUGGACGUUGUACUUUGAUCGAGAUGAGUAUGCGCUGCCGGAGGGGACACAGUGGGUGAAGCUUCGUGUGAGGCAUGUUCCAGUGGGGAGGUAG
Messenger RNA from Aspergillus novofumigatus IBT 16806, 651 nucleotides. RefSeq lists its product as uncharacterized. Bases 1 to 651 code for a protein of 216 amino acids. The transcript has 2 exons. The record is from RefSeq and is a predicted model, not a curated record. Lineage: Eukaryota; Fungi; Ascomycota; Eurotiomycetes; Eurotiales; Aspergillaceae.